Molecule: messenger RNA, 2022 nt
Organism: Cyphomyrmex costatus
Lineage: Eukaryota; Metazoa; Arthropoda; Insecta; Hymenoptera; Formicidae
Exons: 7
Coding region: 1-2022 (673 amino acids)
Biological process (GO): proteolysis
Molecular function (GO): serine-type endopeptidase activity
Source: RefSeq, a predicted model, not a curated record
AUGUCACGGCUUUACGUGCUGGUAGCUGUCGUCACAAUGACGAUUAAUGUUUCGAUUACUUUAGAAAGGGUGAAACAUGAACUCGAUCAGAUUGACAAAUCAAUGAUUCGGAAAGGCACAGUUAAUUAUCAAAAUCAGGAUGUGCCGUUUACCGAUUCGUCGUCUGUAUUCUUUUUACAUCUGCUUAAGUGCAAAACGCGGUAUCAGAAGCUAGACAAGAUUUUCUCCACCACCGCCACUCCAGUAAGAGAUUGUAUCUGCGUACCUUUCUAUUUAUGCGACAGGAACCAGACUAUCAUCACCGAUGGGUCCGGAAUAUUCGACGAGCGUGCUGGCACUAAUCGGCCUUGUACCGGAGACUUGGAGGUCUGCUGCUAUCUGCCAGAUACAGUUCGCACAAAUGUGACACCUUUAGUUACAUUUCCAACUACAUCUUCAACAAAUGUAACUCCUAUGACACCUCCAGCUACAUCUCCAACUUCGUCAUCAAUGACAAUGCCUUCAAUGGCAACACCAACUAUGCCACCAUCAACACCUACUCCAACUGCAGCACCGACGACUUCUCCUAUAACCGCAUUGAACUGUACGUGUGUUAUGAUAUCGUUAUGUGAUCCUAAUGGAAUAGUCACCAUGUUCGGAGAGGGGGUAAUAAUUCCGCGGUACGGAUUGUGCCCCGACGACCUGAUUUGCUGCAGGAUAUUGGCGCAGCAAAAAAUAAGUUCUUCGCUCACGAUUACCAUAGUACCACUCACAGCUGUUACGACGACCAUAGUACCACCCACAGUCACUAUGGUAUCUCAUGGUCAGCAAAUGUGUUUCGUAUGCGAUAACGUCACUUUAUGUUUGACUUGCAUGGCCGUCAUUACAUCCGGCGGUGGUGCCAUGAUAGACCCCAGAGUUUCUCGGAUCUUGGCAGAUGGAAAUAUCUGCACGUCGACAAACAUACCGUCUUGUAUAAACAUGUCAGUCACGCCGAAUACGGACCUGGGCCAAUUGAAAAAUCCUGGUACAUCACAAGAAUGUUACUGCGUUAAAACCUGGCUGUGCUCUGAAGGGAACGCGGUCAAUCCGGAUGGUCUUGGUAUAAUUGAUUCGAGGUUCACAUUGUGCUCUUCGGCGGACCAGGUAUGCUGUCGGCUCAUAGGGAUCAAUCUUCAAAGCGUCUCCUCAUCCAGUGUUGUUGCGAAUGGAUCAUCCAAUCGUUCGACUUCGCAAAUCACUUGUGGUAUACAAAACAAUGGUUACGCACCAUCGCAACCUUUUCCCUCUGAUUCUGGGAAAACCUAUUUCGCUGAAUUUCCAUGGAUGGUCGCACUUUUCCUACAAUCUACGACCGACGGUUCUUACAGUUUUCAUUGCGGUGCUUCGGUGAUCAGUAAUGGGGCCAUCCUCACUGCCGCUCACUGCGUUGUAAACCGAAAACCUGAAAAUUUGAUUGCACGCUUUGGCCAGUGGAACAUAGGAAGUAAUAUUCAACCAUUGCCUAUUCAAGAAGCGAAAAUUGUCGCAAUAGCUAUACAUCCGUCGUAUUAUAACGACGGACUUUUCCAUGAUGUUGCUGUUCUCAUUUUGGCAAAACCAAUCAGUUAUAGCGCGAAUGUCUUACCAAUUUGCCUUCCCAAACAAGGUAAAGUCUUCUUGGCCGGGACCAGAUGCUACGGAAUAGGAUGGAGCAGCAAUUCAUUCGGAUCGGAAGGGCAAUAUCAGGUCGAGCUUCGAAAGGUGAAUCUUCCUAUCGUUAAUCGAGAAGAUUGUCAAACGCGUUUACGAAGCACGAAAUUAGGCCAGUACUUUCAAUUGCAUGGAUCGUUUAUGUGCGCCGGCGGUGAAGCGAAUAAAGAUACGUGCCGCGGCGACGGCGGUGGACCGUUGGUUUGUCAAGCAGCUUCAGGACAAUUUUUUCAGGCUGGUAUUGUAUCGUGGGGUAUUGGUUGUGGAGCUUCUAAUGUGCCUGCAGUAUAUGCCAGCGUACCGCAACAUCGUCAAUGGAUAGAUCAACAGUUUACGACUUAUGGCAUAUAA